GCAGCAGCAGGAUUACUCCCAGACCACCAUUUUUUUAAACAGGACUUUUUCUAUUGCUUUUCUACCAGAUUUAAGUCACCAAAACAACAACUUGAAGAAAAUAAGGAUUAAAUGACUUUACAUGGACUGGGGAAAACUAGUUUGACAAGAUUUCUUUGGGAUUUGCAAAUAAGCUGAGCUAAGUAACAUCUUGCAACUGGAAUGGUGAGAUUGCAUUCUUUAGUCAUAGCACAUAUUUGAGCUGAUCAUUUUCCAACUAUACUGACUGCAGUGUUGACCAUGGAGAACAUAACCCAGCAAGUAGUUUAUCAGCUCAUUGAGGACUGUGAAGCCACUAACAAGAACCUAUACAAGUUCUAUGCAGCUGUGAUGAUCAUUAUAUUUAUACUAGCACUGCCACUCAAUGCAUCCGUCCUGCAUCUAUUCAUUUUCAAGCUCAAGUUUUGGAAAUCAAACACCAAUAAUGUUUUUCUUUUCAACUUAGUCCUGGCUGAUAUCUUGUUGCUGUUCUGUUUGCCCAUAAAGGCACACAACUACAUCAAGGGGGAGAGGAGGAGUCCAAAUGACGCAGUGUGCAAGGCAAUGCUGUUUAUGUUGUUUUUGAAUCGAGGCGCUAGUAUUGCUUUCCUCACAGUGACUUCCAUAGACAGAUAUUUUAAUGUGGUCCACCCCGGGCGCAAGAAUCUACUGAAAGCGCUGAAAAAGUCACCGCAUAUCUCCAUAAUUAUCUGGAUCCUGCUCCUGCCCCUCACUAUUCCCACCAUGCUCAAGAACUUUGACUGCUGCAACAGCCACAAGACUGAUGACAACGAUACUAAAGAUGAUGCACUGAUCAAGGAUGUGGUGGACAGCUUGCGAGAGGCUGUGUUUUUCUCUCAGAUCAUCAUUCCCUUCUUCAUUCUAGUCUACUGCACCGUCCGAAUCGUGAACCGCCUGAGGAAGAAGACAGUCGGAGACAAGACCAAGCUAAAGCGCGCCACCUUUUUAGUCAUGGCCGUUAUGGUGGUGUUCUCCUUCUGUUUCCUGCCCUGUACCUUGGCCCGGAUGGUUCUGUUGAUUGCCCGCGUGCAGGAGUGGCCUGAGAUGUACCAGGACAAAGCAGCAGUGGCUUUCGAUGGACUCAUGGUGUUGUCCUACAUGGACUGUCUCCUGGAUCCCAUGGUCUACUGUUUUUGUAGCACAAAGUUUAAAGGCCUGUACCUCUCCAACUACUUCCCAUUCCUGUAUAAAGAUUCACAAGUCCCCAUCGAGAGCUCGACAGGACAGACAGCAUCAAAACCAACAAGGAACACUGUCAUUUAAAUGAAUGAGAGGGGCGUUUGGAGCUGAAAAUAGGACAGAAAACUGAGCCUUUUGCAUAACAGACAUGUAAAUGAAGAUACCUUUAGAUUUGUCUGUUAAACAUGGAAAUAAUUGCAUGUAGUUGGCUGAACUAUUAUAAGAAAAUAUAGGUACUUGGCUUUUUUAAAAGUAUGAUUUGUUUUGAAGGUUUUGGACACUCUUCAAUUUUUUAGCUGUUGACUUCUGGGCCCUCGGAUUAAAAAUAUGAGUUGAAAUAGGGUUGUACAUAGCUAAAAUUCAGCAUAUGUAUUCCUGAUGACUUGCACUUCCAGUAAAUCUAGCAUUCAACUUUUGUAUGAGUUUAGAUGAAUUGGACUCAAGAAGAUUACUUAGAUAUUUGCAUGAAAUUAAAGACUCGCACUUGAAAUCUCAGUGACUAAGUAACUAAGACUAAACUCAGAGUAGUGAAGUCUAAUACAGUGACUGAUGUGAUGUUAGUACAAUGUAUCAUAGUGUAAAGAGUCAAAGACAUUCUUAGUAAUACUGUACAUGUUCAAAGUAUAGGUCGGUGUAAACAUGAAAACUGCAUUAGGUAUUAGUACUUAAAAAUGUGUACAUGAAAGAUUUCUGAAGAGGCUUUAUCUCAAGAAUGCAGUUCACAUCUGCUUGCAUUCCCCUUCGUGUCAGACACACACAUGUCUUAUCUGUGUGUCAUAAUGUGCUCCAGUUACCACAAAGAUGUGUUUGAUAUGUGAAAAUACUUGACAAAUAUACAGUGAUGUACAGAGAUACAGUGCUUAAGCUUUAUGUCCUAUGGAGUUACCCUAUAUGUUAGUCCUAUGGAAAUGUUAUUGUAUGUACAGUGUGUAAAGUUUAUGGAGCGAUAACCCAGUAAUUACAAAUGCUGUAUACAUUUCUCAU
This is a messenger RNA of Periophthalmus magnuspinnatus, 2202 nucleotides long. RefSeq names its product 12-(S)-hydroxy-5,8,10,14-eicosatetraenoic acid receptor-like. Gene Ontology annotation, cellular component: membrane. Lineage: Eukaryota; Metazoa; Chordata; Actinopteri; Gobiiformes; Gobiidae. Gene Ontology annotation, molecular function: G protein-coupled receptor activity. The transcript has 2 exons. Gene Ontology annotation, biological process: G protein-coupled receptor signaling pathway. The record is from RefSeq and is a predicted model, not a curated record. The coding region runs from base 280 to 1302 and encodes 340 amino acids.